UGCUGCUGCUGCUACUGCUGCCAACAAAGUUACUAAACGUUAAUUUUUUUCCCCCUUCUUCUAUCUUCUCCUUGACAGUAGUGAUGUCGCUAGUGCAAGCAGUGGUUGUCGCGUCACCUCCUGUUGCUUGCUGUGUUAUAUUAGGAGUAGUCGAAGAGGGCUCUUCAUUUGUUUGCUGUUUCACUUGUAUAUAUUGCGCUGUAGUUUCUUGGUGAUUGCCAUUAUCGUUGUUGUUGGUGCUGUGCUUGGCAGAUCUAAUUACUCGCCGACGGAUGUUGUUGUUGUUGUUGCUAUCGUCAUGUUCAUCUUUUACGGUUCGAUACCACACGACCCUCUUGCGUUUUUUGUUACAGAUGCUGCUAUUGUUGUCAAUGGAUGUGGCAGUGGUGCUCGUGGUGGGGUCAAUGACGUCUGCAGAUGCAGUGGUAAGAUGUGUCGCAGUGGCACCAUUGUUACCAGCGGUAGCAUUAGCAGCAUUCGAAGCAUCGCUGUCACUUUCAAAGCUACUGGUUAAGCGGCAUAUGGUGGUUGCCAUCAAAGAAAGAAAGAGCAAAAGCUCUGCUUCUUGAAGCCGUUGCGGAUGGGCCAUUGUUCUUUGUAAGUAAAAAGAAAAUACCGAAUGCAAAGGAAG
Zychaea mexicana is the source of this 631-nucleotide messenger RNA. RefSeq lists its product as uncharacterized. The record is from RefSeq and is a predicted model, not a curated record. Bases 273 to 569 code for a protein of 98 amino acids. The transcript has a single exon. Lineage: Eukaryota; Fungi; Mucoromycota; Mucoromycetes; Mucorales; Lichtheimiaceae.